AUGUCAACCAAGUUGGAGACUUUCUGGGAGCUGCUGAACAAGCUCGGGGCUUGCCAUCAGGCCGAACUGGAGGCUGCCAGGGCCGGGGCUGGAUGCCCAUCCUCGGAGGAAGAGCGUCAUCGCAGGCAGAUCAGCACGAAAUCAGAGGACGAGAAGUCCGAGGGGCAGAGGCUGCAAGAUGAAGUGGAUAUGACGGGGUCACGCAGCGGCUCUUCUAUUGAGUCAGUGCGUGUGCCUACACAUGGACGGCUUCGUUCAAUGUCUAAACCCAGCUUUGGCAGUUUCGACAACCGCAGUGCCGAUGGCGACAGGUUCUUCCGGGAAACCGAGACGCAAUAUGCACGCACAGUGGGCCACACUCUGCAGGAACAGCUUGCUUGCCAAGCUGAGAACAAGUCGGGCGGCGAGGCUUCCCUGUUUGAUGAGCAGGUCAUCGUUUUCCAUCCGUGGCAGGCAUGGUCUCCCGACGAGGUGCGCAGGCAGAAGCGGCAUCGAACGCCCCAGAGGCCGGCUUCCACCGUCACCGGCCCUGAUUGGACAGACUCUGCCGAACUCGGAGGCACACUGCGGCCUCCAGCAGAGGAUCGGCUGGUCUUCUCACCGGUGGGCUUUGCACAAGUCUUGCGCGACCUUCUUAGCAUCAGCUUUGUCACUCUGGACCUUAUCCUGUUGCCUCUCCGGGUGUUCCCGGACAUCCCUUCGGGAAGCAUCCUCUGCAGUUUGCUUUGGGUGUCGCAGAUCUUCUGGAAUCUCCGCAUGCUGCUGAUGUUCAACACCGGGUAUUACUUCCGGGGCCAUCUGGUGCGCAAUCGCCGGAUGAUUGCGAGGCGUUAUUUGCAGACUUGGCUGGUAUUCGACGCUGUCAGCGCCGGUGUGGACUGGCUUCUAGCCAUCCUCGAUCCAUCCCAUAAUUUUUCGACGAGGAUUGUGCCAGCAGAUGUGAGUUUCGCCGUCCUUUGCCUUUGGGUCUUACAGGCGUCGUUGCGACUCUGUCGUAUCUGCAUCCGUGCCCAGGGGCAGUCCGUGUCUGACGUGGCCAGUGCUCGCUGGAUCAUUCUGCAAUCAGUAGGCCAGAUCCUGUUGGUGCAUCAUGUGCUGGCGUGUGCGUGGUACGCUAUUGAUGCUUAUGCAACCACGGAUGGUUGGACACAUACCCAUGUUCCAGAUGGCGCAGGUCUUCCGUACAAGUACACUACAUCCCUACACUGGACGUUCUGUCAGCUUGGCUUCGGUUCGUCGGAGAUUGAAGCAGUCAACACGCCGGAGAGGAUGUUCUCCUUGUUGGUCGUCUUUGCUGCAUUGGUGGUCUUCUCCACUCUCUUGGCCGCAAUUACAACCAUGGCUACCAAGCUCAACAAAGCAUCAGACAGGAAGCAGGAGCACUUUCGACAGCUGCUGAAGUACAUGAAGCAGCAUCACAUUGACCGAGACCUGCAGAUGCGCGUUUUCGCCUUUCUGGAGCAUGCCUAUGCCUUGCGCCAAGCUGUUGUUGCAGACAGCGAGGUGCCGAUAUUGGAUCUGCUCUCCAAGCCAUUGCAGGCCGAGUUGCAUACUUUCAGAUACAUUCGAUGCCUGAACCGGCUGGACGUCAUGACUCAGCUCUGCCACGCUGUAGACCAGCACUCCAUACAGGCUAUCAAGAGCCUUCCCAAGGUCUUCUCGCACAGGACCUUCGCUCCAGCCGACACUGUCUUCGAAUGUGGCUUGCUGGCCAAAGCAGCUUACUUCAUCGACACGGGUGAGUUCGUCUACGAACUCAAUGGGUUUCGGACUCGUGUAGAGAAGGGCCGAUGGGUAGCGGAGAUGAGUCUCUGGACCCCUUGGCUCCACAUCGGAGACCUUACCACACUCGAUGUCUCGGGAGUCAUUGUGUUGGACGUGUCUGGCUUUGCAGACACCCUCUGCCGCUCAAGCGAGAGCUUGCUUAAGGCCCAGGAGUAUGCACAGCAACUCGCCCAGCUCAUGAACCAGGAGAAAGCCCUGACAGACCUCUGGCAGUGCCAGGUGGCCCCCGCUGCGGCCCCGCGGCAGGGCACCAAGGAAAGCGCUGCACGGAGUAUGAGCCUCUCAAGGCGCUUCAGAUUCUCCUGGCAGAGCCAAGCUCCGAUCUCCUCCAGGAUUGUGCCGCAGGGCUGA
Symbiodinium sp. CCMP2592 is the source of this 2136-nucleotide messenger RNA. The record is from the annotation of a GenBank genome assembly. Lineage: Eukaryota; Dinophyceae; Suessiales; Symbiodiniaceae.